CAAUAGCUGUACAAAUCAUUAACGUGAUCUGAUCAACAACAAAAGCCUUUAUUUUUGAAAAAUCAAAACAACACGACUACAUUUUGAUCAUAUUAUACAAUAUCGGAUCAGCCUCAUCACCUACAAUAAUAUAACUCGUUAUUAUUAAAUCAUUAAAUCAAAAUACAUCAACCUAUAUAAAUAUAUAAAAAUAAAAUGUUAGAAGCAAUAUUUGGUAAGAAAAAGACACCUAAAGAAUUACUUCGUGAAUAUAAAAGAAAUAUUGAACGUACAAUGAGACAAAUGGAAAGAGAAAGAUUAAAAUUACAAAAUCAAGAAAAGAAAUUAAUUAAUGAUAUGCGUCGUUUGGCAAGACAAAAUCAAAUGGAAACAGUUAAAAUUAUGGCUAAAGAUUUAGUUCGUACACGUAAUCAUAUAACUAAAAUGCACAAAAUGAAUGCUCAACUUCAAGCAAUUUCAUUAAAAUUGACAACUUUAAAUUCAACAAAUGAAAUGACACAAGCAAUGAAAGGAAUGACAAGAACAAUGACAUUAAUGAACAAACGUUUAAAUUUACCUGAAAUGCAAAAGAUUAUGCAAGAAUUUAUGAAACAAAAUGAAAUGAUGGAUAUGAAAGAAGAAAUGAUGGGAGAUAUGAUGGAUGAUGUUAUGGAAGAUGAUGAAGUUGAAGAAGAUGAAUUAGUAAAUCAAGUUUUAGAUGAAAUUGGUUUAGAUAUGAGUGGUAAAUUAGGUAAAACUCCAAAUAAUAAGAUUUUAAAUGAAGAAACAGAACAACAAGAUAAUACAGAUGAUUUACAAGAACGUUUAGAAAAUUUAAGAAAGAAUUAAUUUUUUAGUACCCUUUCUUUGUAAAUAUAUUAAACAAUUUUUGUAAUUCUAUUAU
Molecule: messenger RNA, 883 nt
Organism: Naegleria gruberi
Lineage: Eukaryota; Heterolobosea; Eutetramitea; Acrasida; Naegleriidae
Product: charged multivesicular body protein 2a
Exons: 1
Coding region: 196-828 (210 amino acids)
Biological process (GO): protein transport; endosome transport via multivesicular body sorting pathway; late endosome to vacuole transport
Cellular component (GO): multivesicular body; ESCRT III complex
Source: RefSeq, a predicted model, not a curated record